This is a messenger RNA of Plasmodium gallinaceum, 1596 nucleotides long. Its product is annotated as conserved Plasmodium protein, unknown function. The transcript has 7 exons. Bases 1 to 1596 code for a protein of 531 amino acids. The record is from RefSeq and is a predicted model, not a curated record. Lineage: Eukaryota; Apicomplexa; Aconoidasida; Haemosporida; Plasmodiidae.
AUGAGUUAUUUAUUAGAUGAUAAAAAAAUCCUAUUAAAAGAUAUAUUAUGUAAAAAUGAAAAUUUAAAGACUGAAAACGAAAAUAUAGAAUUAGAGAAUAAAGCAUUUUUAUGUCUAAUAGAAAAAUAUGAAGAAAAAAAAAAUUUUUUAAAAAUUUUAGAAUAUAUUCAUUAUAUAUGUAUAUGUUUAUAUAAUUAUGAAAAUAAUUUAAAUUAUAAUGUUCCACAUAAAGAAUUUUUAAAUAGAUUAAUUGAAUUUUUAGAUGAAUCUAUCUUAAAUUAUAAAAAUAUUAUGAAAAAAAUUUUAUUAAAAGAAGAAUGUAUAAAUUCACAAAAUAAAAAUAUAAUAGAAAAUAAUGAUUAUAAAAAAGAAUUAGAUAAUAAUGAUAACAGUGUAAACUACAAUGAAGUAAAGAAUAAAGUAUACAAAGAAAAUAUAGAAGAUAUAAUUACAUGUAAAAAAAAUAGUAUAAAUGUAAAAUUAAAUAAAACAAAUAGCGAUAUAAAUACUUGCAUUGAUGAUAUUGAUAAGAUUAAUCAUGAAAGAAACAUAUUAGAAAAUGAAAUACAAAAAAAAACAACUAAUCUAGAACAUCAAGAAAGUUCUACAAGUAAACUAAAUAUGGAUAAAGAGAAUAAAGAAAUAAAAUAUGAAAUAGAAAAUAAUAUAGAUAAUUCUGAAAAAAAAUGUUCAAAUAACUUAAUAAAUGAAAGGAAUAUUUGCUUAUAUUGGAAUAAAGAAGAAACUAAAGAUGAAUUUUAUUUUACACAAAUUUAUAAGAAGAAUGAAAACAUAAAUAAUACAUAUUUAAAUUUAAAGGAAAAACAACAACUAACUUUAAAUGAAAUAGAAAAAUUAAAGAAUGAAAUAAAAAAAAUUACUUUAUAUUAUGAAAAUACAAAAAUUUUAAUAAAUUCAGUAAUUUGUCAAAGUAAAAUAUUUUUAUUUGAGUUAGAUGAAGAAAUAAAAAAUUAUAAGAUAAAAAAGGAAACAAUAAAAAGUGACAAUUUUUUAAUUAAAAAAAGCAAUUCUAUAAAUGACUUUUAUAACGCAAUAUUAAAUAAACAAAAAAUGAAGAUAGAAGAUGUAAAAAAGACUAAUGAAACUUUAUUAAAUUUAUAUAAAAAAAAAUUCGCUAAUAUUAAUUAUAUUAUAUCCAUCAAUGAAAAUAUUAAUAAUGUUGAUUUUCUUUAUUUGAAUGUUCUAAUUAAUAAUAAGAAAUUAAAUUACGAUAAAUUAAUGAAAGAACACGAAAAAAAUUAUUCCUAUUUAAGAAAACUAUUAAAUGAAAUGAAUAAUAUACAUAAAAAUAUAAAGGAAAGCGAAAAAAAAGAAAAAGAAAUAUUAGCAAAUAUUGAAAAAAAUAAUUGUUCUUUAAAUGAUAUGGAUAAAUUAAUCAUUGAACUUACUAAUAAAAUUGAUAAUACAACCAAUCUAUCAAAUAAAAUAAAUCAAAAAGAAAACAACGAUAUUCUCAACGAAUGUUCUAUUUUAGAAUGCAUCCAAUUAAAUAAAGAUAUUUCAAAUUUAGAAAAAAAAAUUAAAUCUUAUCAAAGAAAAAUUGAUAUUAUAAAAAACAUAAAAAUAAAAAAGUAA